Syzygium oleosum is the source of this 3445-nucleotide messenger RNA. RefSeq names its product calcium-transporting ATPase 12, plasma membrane-type-like. Gene Ontology annotation, molecular function: ATP hydrolysis activity; P-type calcium transporter activity; ATP binding. The record is from RefSeq and is a predicted model, not a curated record. Gene Ontology annotation, cellular component: intracellular membrane-bounded organelle; membrane. The coding region runs from base 170 to 3262 and encodes 1030 amino acids. Lineage: Eukaryota; Viridiplantae; Streptophyta; Magnoliopsida; Myrtales; Myrtaceae. Gene Ontology annotation, biological process: calcium ion transmembrane transport. The transcript has a single exon.
GCAAAUCCACGACAAAACCUUUCAAAACCAAUAUAACCAAAUCCACACCUGUCAAACCAAGGUCAAUUAGUGCUUUGACUCCCUCAGACUCAUCUUCAUCCUCUUAACCCGACUCCAUUCUGCUAAUCCAGGCAGACCCUUUUGCCUCCUCCCUCUCUGUUGACCAUCCAUGUCGUCGUUGAGGCUCCGUAAACCUAGCGAAGCAGCAGCAGCGACCGAUGCCGCACUCGGCCGCAGCGAUAGCCAUAGCCCGACGAUCAUCCACAGGCGAAGGUGGCGCUUGGCUUUCACGGUCAUAUACUUCACGAGGGCUCUCGAGUCUCUGUCGAAGCGAGUCCUCGGGAAGAAGACGGAUCUGUUGCGAUCGCUCUCUUUCGUCGCCAUCAAUGUCGACCUCGAAGGCAAUGAUAAUCCUCGCGAAGGAGAUCGCCCAUUGCUUCAAGACGCCAACCCGAAGAUCCUGAGUAACCUGGUAAGAGAGAAAGAGUUAGAAUCUCUUGCUCAACUUGGUGGCAUUAAACAACUCGCUUCGAUUCUCAUGACAAAUCCUGAGAAUGGCUUGAGCGGUGAUGAAGCUGACCUCAUCCGGCGAACCAAUGUUUUCGGUGCGAAUAAAUACAUUAAGCCGCCGGCAAAGAGCUUUCUCAGUUUCGUGCUUGAUGCGUUCAAAGACAUGACCAUAAUCAUUCUCAUAGGAUGCGCUGUUCUCUCUUUAGCAUUUGGUAUCAAACAACACGGCCUUAAAGAGGGUUGGUAUGAUGGUGGGAGUAUAAUCAUCGCCAUCUUUCUAGUUGUCAUCGUCUCUGCUCUCAGCAACUAUAAGCAAGGAAGGCAGUUCGAGAAACUUUCAAAAGAGAGCAGCAACAUAAGAGUGGAGGUUGUGAGAGAUGGCAGGAGGCAACCGAUCUCCAUAUUCGAUAUCGUCGUAGGCGAUGUCGUGUUUCUGAAGAUUGGCGACCAGGUUCCGGCUGAUGGGUUGCUUGUAGAUGGCCAUUCCCUGAGGGUUGACGAGUCUAGCAUGACUGGUGAAAGUGAUCACAUCGAAGUCGACAGCGAGAACCCUUUCUUGCUCUCGGGCACCAAAGUGAUAGACGGCUAUGGUCGAAUGAUGGUCGCUUCUGUCGGCAUGAACACAGCGUGGGGCGAGAUGAUGAGCUCCGUGAGCCGCGUCUUAGAUGAAGAGACCCCGCUCCAAGCCCGUCUAAACAAGUUGACUUCCUUCAUUGGGAAGAUCGGACUGUCGGUGGCCAUACUGGUACUUCUCGUCUUAAUGAUCCGCUACUUCACUGGAAACACCCAAGACGAGGCCGGACGAAGAGAAUUCACCAGCGGGAAGACCAAGUCGGGGGACGUGAUGGAUGCGGUUGUGCGCAUAGUUGCCGCAGCGGUGACCAUCGUGGUGGUGGCUAUACCUGAGGGCUUGCCUUUGGCCGUCACUUUGACGCUGGCCUACUCUAUGAAGCGCAUGAUGAAUGACAACGCCAUGGUCCGGAAGCUGUCUGCCUGUGAAACCAUGGGUUCUGCCACAACGAUCUGCACGGAUAAAACCGGGACUCUCACGUUAAACGAGAUGAGGGUGACGGAGUUAUGGAUGGGGAAAGAACAUGUGAGUGUAGAUGCAUCCAGAGAAAUAGCUCCCAGCAUCCUUGAAGUCCUACUGCAAGGAAUCGGAAUGAACACGACAGGUACUGUGCACAUGCGACCUUCUGCAUCUGUUCCUGAAAUUUUAGGCAGCCCGACUGAGAAGGCGAUACUUUCUUGGGGUGUGUCCAAGUUGGGUAUGAAGAUGGAUGAACUGAAGCAAGAAUGGGAGAUAAUCCAAGUCGAGGCGUUCAAUUCCGAGAAAAAGAGAAGCGGGGUUGCUGUGAGGAGGAGUGGAGAGCAGGUCGUUCACAUACACUGGAAGGGGGCUGCUGAGAUGAUCUUGGCAUUGUGUUCAGAUUAUUAUAGCCAAAGAGGGACGGUGAAUGUCAUGACUGAUGAAGCAAGGUCUGAGUUCGGGACAAUCAUAAAAAAUAUGGCAGGCAAAAGCCUGCGCUGCAUCGCAUUCGCCUACAAAAAGUUCAAUGGCUCACUUGCUCAAGUUCAUGCGAGACUCGAGGAAGAUGGACUUACAUUGUUGGGGAUAAUAGGGAUUAAGGACCCAUGCAGACCAGGCGUGAGAAGGGCAGUGGUGUCUUGUAAAUGCGCCGGGGUAAACAUCAAGAUGAUCACGGGAGACAACGUGCACACUGCAAGAGCUAUAGCCUUGGAAUGUGGGAUUUUCAAUCCUGACGAAGAUCUCGAACACGAAGCCAUAGUAGAGGGCGUUCAGUUUCGCAACUACUCGCCUGAACAGAGAAUGGCAGCAAUCGAGAAAAUCCGGGUAAUGGCUAGAUCAUCCCCAUUUGAUAAGCUUUUGAUGGUGCAGUCUUUGAAGCAGAAAGGGCAUGUGGUGGCAGUCACUGGCGAUGGCACGAAUGACGCGCCAGCCCUAAAAGAAGCGGAUAUCGGUCUCUCCAUGGGCAUCCAAGGCACUGAGGUGGCAAAGGAGAGCUCAGACAUCGUCAUCCUGGAUGAUAAUUUCGCCUCAGUGGCGACUGUGCUGAGGUGGGGGCGGUGUGUCUACAACAACAUUCAAAAGUUCAUCCAGUUUCAGCUCACUGUGAAUGUGGCUGCCCUCGUCAUCAACUUCGUUGCUGCAGUCUCUGCUGGCGAUGUCCCUUUGACAGCGGUCCAGCUUCUUUGGGUGAACUUGAUUAUGGAUACCCUUGGAGCUUUGGCAUUGGCGACAGAGCAACCCACAAAUGAUCUCAUGCUAAAGACGCCUGUUGGACGAACCGAGCCGCUUAUAAGCAGAGUCAUGUGGAGGAAUCUCGUAUCUCAGGCCUUGUACCAAGUUAUCGUCCUCCUGACCCUACAAUUCAAGGGGAGUUCAAUUUUUGGAGUGGACAAGAAAGUGAAGAACACAAUUAUUUUCAACUGCUUUGUCCUCUGCCAGGUCUUCAACGAAUUUAACGCCAGGAAGCUGGAGGAAAAAAAUGUAUUCAAAGGGAUCCAUAAGAACAAGUUGUUCUUGGGCAUCAUUAGCAUGACGAUAAUCCUUCAGGUGGUGAUGGUUGAGUUUCUGAAGAGGUUUGCCAACACUGAGAGGCUGGACUGGGGACAAUGGGGUGCUUGCAUAGGACUCGCAUCUUUGUCUUGGCCAAUUGGUUGGCUUGUUAAGUGCAUUCCAGUCUCAGGCAAAAACUUGUGGUUUUCCCGCAGAGAAGAAGCGUCCUGAACCGAGCAAAAUGUUAAACUCCUGGAAAAUAAUAUUUUCUUUUAUUUAUAUUUCAGCUGAUAAAAAUGGUUAGGGCUUAGGAAACUGUUUUUUAAAUUCUAUCUUUUAAGCAUGGUAAGUACCUUCCUAGAUGAUGUCUCAAUUUACCUUUGGCUACAAAAUCAUAUCAACAGUUUAUUGUCA